UGUCAGGGAGCAGGAGCCCGGGAGCAGUGCAGGCUCCGGACGGCCGCGCACCGACCGUGGCUUGUCGCUCUGGCUCGCAGCCCCGCGACCAUCGCGACACCCGCCGCCGCGUCGCGGGCCAUGAACCUGCCUAGGGGCCUCCUGGUGGCCUGGACACUCAGCCUCUGGCCAGGAUUCACAGACACCUUCAACAUGGAUACCAGGAAUCCCCGGGUUAUUGCCGGUCCCAGUGCUGCCUUCUUUGGCUACACAGUCCAGCAGCAUGACAUCAGUGGCAAGAAGUGGUUGGUUGUGGGUGCCCCACUGGAAACCAAUGGCCAUCAGAAGACAGGAGACGUGUACAAGUGUCCGGUAACCCAGGGCAACUGCACCAAGCUCAACCUGGGCAGGGUCACUCUGUCCAAUGUGUCUGAGCGGAAGGACAACAUGCGCCUCGGCCUGAGCCUUGCCACCAACCCCAAGGACAACAGCUUCCUGGCCUGCAGCCCUCUCUGGUCCCAUGAGUGUGGAAGCUCCUACUACACCACCGGCAUGUGCUCCCGAGUCAACUCCAACUUCCGGUUCUCCAAGACAGUGGCUCCAGCACUACAGAGGUGCCAGACCUACAUGGACAUCGUCAUUGUCCUGGAUGGCUCCAACAGCAUCUACCCCUGGGUGGAGGUCCAACAUUUCCUCAUCAAUAUCCUGAAAAAGUUCUACAUUGGCCCUGGCCAGAUCCAGGUCGGAAUAGUUCAGUACGGAGAAGAUGCAGUCCAUGAGUUCCACCUCAAUGACUACAGAUCUGUAAAAGACGUGGUGGAAGCCGCCAGCCACAUUGAGCAGAGAGGGGGGACAGAGACCCGCACAGCAUUUGGCAUUGAAUUUGCACGCUCAGAGGCUUUCCAGAAGGGCGGAAGGAAAGGAGCCAAGAAAGUGAUGAUUGUCAUCACGGAUGGGGAAUCCCAUGACAGCCCAGACCUCGAGAAGGUGAUUCGGCAAAGCGAGAAGGACAAUGUGACCAGAUACGCUGUGGCCGUCUUGGGCUACUACAACCGCAGGGGGAUCAAUCCAGAAACUUUUCUAAAUGAAAUCAAAUACAUCGCCAGUGACCCGGAUGACAAGCACUUCUUCAACGUCACAGAUGAGGCGGCCCUGAAGGACAUUGUCGAUGCCCUCGGGGACAGGAUCUUCAGCUUGGAAGGCACCAACAAGAACGAAACCUCUUUUGGGCUGGAGAUGUCACAGACGGGCUUUUCCUCACAUGUGGUAGAGGAUGGGAUCCUCCUGGGAGCCGUGGGAGCCUACGACUGGAAUGGGGCGGUACUGAAAGAGACAAGUGCAGGCAAGGUGAUCCCUCACCGAGAGUCCUACCUUAAGGAGUUCCCGGAGGAGCUGAAGAACCACGGCGCAUACCUAGGGUACACAGUGACAUCGGUCGUGUCCUCCAAGCAGGGGCGGGUGUAUGUGGCCGGAGCCCCCAGGUUCAACCAUACGGGCAAAGUCAUUCUGUUCACCAUGCAUAACAAUCGCAGCCUCACCAUCCACCAGGCUCUUCGGGGCGAGCAGAUAGGCUCCUACUUUGGGAGUGAGAUCACCUCAGUGGACAUCGAUGACGACAGAGUGACCGAUGUUCUGCUGGUGGGAGCCCCCAUGUACUUCAGCGAGGGCCGAGAGCGAGGCAAGGUGUAUGUCUACAACCUGAGACAGAACCGGUUUGUUUAUAACGGCACUCUGAAGGAUUCCCACAGCUACCAGAACGCCCGGUUUGGGUCAUGCAUCGCCUCUGUUCAAGACCUCAACCAAGAUUCCUACAAUGAUGUGGUGGUGGGUGCCCCUCUAGAGGACAGCCACAGAGGGGCCAUCUACAUCUUCCAUGGCUUCCAAAGCAGCAUCCUGAAGAAGCCCAUACAGAGAAUCGCAGCCUCAGAGCUGGCUCCCGGGCUGCAGCAUUUCGGCUGCAGCAUCCACGGACAACUGGACCUCAAUGAGGAUGGGCUUGUGGACCUAGCAGUGGGCGCCCUGGGCAAUGCUGUGGUUUUGUGGGCCCGCCCGGUGGUUCAGAUCAACGCCAGCCUCCACUUCGAGCCGUCCAAGAUCAACAUCUUCCACAAGGACUGCAAGCGCAAUGGCAGGGAUGCCACCUGUCUGGCUGCUUUCCUCUGCUUCGUGCCCAUCUUCCUGGCACCCCACUUCCAAACAGCGACCGUCGGCAUCAGGUACAAUGCCACCAUGGACGAGAGGCGGUACAUGCCACGGGCACAUCUGGACGAGGGUGGAGACCAGUUCACCAACAGGGCUGUCUUACUCUCCUCUGGCCAGGAACACUGCCAAAGGAUCAACUUCCACGUCCUGGACACGGCCGACUACGUGAAGCCAGUGGCCUUCUCUGUGGAGUACUCCCUAGAGGACCCCGACCGCGGCCCCAUGCUAGAUCAUGGCUGGCCCACCACGCUCAGAGUGUCGGUGCCCUUCUGGAACGGCUGUAAUGAGGAUGAGCACUGUGUCCCCGACCUUGUCCUGGAUGCUCGGAGUGACCUGCCCACCGCCAUGGAGUACUGCCAGCGAGUGCUGAGGAAGAGUGCACAGGACUGCUCCACCUACACGCUGUCCUUCGACACCACCGUCUUCAUCAUAGAGAGCACGCGUCGCCGGGUGGCAGUGGAGGCCACUCUGGAGAACAGAGGGGAGAAUGCCUACAGCACUGUCCUCAACAUCUCACAGUCAGAAAACCUGCAGUUUGCCAGCCUGAUCCAGAAGGAUGAGUCAGACAACAGCAUCGAGUGUGUGAACGAGGAGAGGCGGCCGCACAAGAAAGUCUGCAACGUCAGCUACCCGUUCUUCAGGGCCAAGGCCAAGGUGGCUUUCCGUCUGGACUUCGAGUUCAGCAAGUCCGUGUUCCUGCACCAUCUUCAGAUCCGGCUGGGUGCCGGCAGUGACAGUCAUGAACAGGACAGCACCAGUGAUGACAACAUGGCCCUCCUUCACUUCCACCUCAAAUAUGAAGCAGACGUCCUCUUUACCAGGAGCAGCAGCUUGAGCCACUAUGAGGUCAAGGCCAACAGCUCCCUGGAGAGAUAUGAUGGCAUUGGGCCUUCCUUCACCUGUGUUUUCAAGGUGCAGAACCUGGGCUUUUUCCCCAUCCAUGGGGUGAUGAUGAAGAUCACUGUGCCCAUCGCCACCAGGGGUGGCAACCGCCUGCUGAUGCUGAGGGAAUUCUUCACCGACCAGGUCAACACGUCCUGUAACAUCUGGGGGAACAGCACGGAGUACCGGAGUGCCCCAAUGGAGGAAGACCUGAGCCGUGCCCCACAGAGGAACCACAGCAAUUCCGAUGUGGUCUCUAUCAUCUGCAACGUGCGGCUGGCCCCCAACCAGGAAAUCAGCUUCUACCUGAUGGGGAACCUGUGGCUGAGGUCUCUGAAAACACUCAAGUACAGAUCUAUGAAGAUCACAGUCAACGCAGCCUUGCAGAGGCAGUUCCACAGCCCCUUCAUCUUCCGAGAGGAGGACCCCAGCCGCCAGGUCACGUUUGAGAUUUCCAAGCAAGAAGACUGGCAGGUCCCCAUCUGGAUCAUCGUGGGCAGUUCUCUGGGAGGCCUCUUGCUGCUGGCCCUGCUAGUCCUGGCACUGUGGAAGCUUGGAUUCUUUAAAAGUGCCAAGCGCAAGAGGGAGCCUGGACUGGGACCCGUCCCCAAAGAGCUGGAGUGAGCAUCUAUUGGAGGCUUCGAGUUGAUCGGGGCCAGGCACCAGUCCAGGAGCGUGCAGGCCCAGGCCUGUGGCCCCACAGAGCCGGAGCGAAGAGGACGCCUGUAGACUUUGUGUUGAACUCAUCUCUGGAGAGAUGACACCUGAUCCCUGUGGGAUGGACCUCAAGCCUGUGUCCGCAACUUCUCUCCUAGAGGUUGAGAUGCCUCAGUACUGAUCCCUAAGGACUUAAAGGGGCCACUCAAAGACCCAGGCUCUGUGGAGGGAAUCUGCUGCCCCAAACAUGAAGGUGCUAGGGCUCUGUUAUCAUGCCCACCUCUGAAGAAACCCAAGGGGAAGCGGGCAAAUACAAGCCCACUGUGCACGCUCCAUCUGGACCUCUAGUUUCAGGACUCCAUAGCCCGGCAGCAUAACCCCACCCCUGCACUUGGUUCCCAAGCCACAGCCAUCCCUUCUCCAGACAGACCCCAAAGUUCUCCAGACAGAACCAGAGUUGUGUAGCUUGAUGUGACAACUGCUGGCCAGUGGUGAAAGCAGCCGUCCGAGGACUGUGCUAGAUGGGCAGGUGAGAGCCAGGAUGCUGGGUACUCCAAACAUCAGAAGGCAGCGGAGCUCUCUUGCAGUGACCUCCACCCACACACUCCUGCCCGCCUGCCUCCUCUGAAGCUCCUCCCAGCUGCUUUGGUUGCUAGGCAACUCACAGGGAGCCUGUGGAUGAUAUAAAUCCAUGGCUCUCCAUACCCACUGUCUUACAGCUGCAGCUUGUCCUGGCACAGAUGCACUGAGGUGGGGAGCCUCUGUUCCUUACAUCAGCCCUACACACACACACACACACACACACACACACACACGCACGCACGCACGCACGCACGCACGCACGCACGCACGCACACACACACACAUGCACACAUACACACAGGUACAUGUGCACACACCUCCCACUCACUAAUGUGUGGGAGAAGGGCUCCUGUAGGGGCACUGUGGAGGGACCCUCUUUGGCAUGCACUGAACGAAGCCCAUGCAAGGCCCCUCAAAACCUUAAACCUCAGAGGCAGACAGGUAUCUCACCUGCCAGCUCGCAGGACAAGCCCCAAAGACAAGGGGCAUGUAUGUGGGUGCCCAGCAGAGUAAUUUAUGCCUUAGUCCUUUUGUUGAGAUGGAGAUGGACACAUCAAAGCCAUCUGCUCCCCUGUGCAGUCCAACCUUUACUGUCAGAAAUAUAUUUAAGAAAACAACCAACAGAUAUUCCAUUCUGUGACAGAGCAAGGCCGAAUUCCACUGUAAAGAGGAAAGGGAGGUGGGUGUCUGCUUCCAGCUAAGUGUCGGGGGCAGUCUUAUCUAUUGUGCGGCCAUCUCUCUCCCAAGGACUACCUGGCCUCACUUGGAGUGGUGCACUGUUCCCCCCAACAUCAUCACCUACCCAUCUUUGGUCCCCAGUUCCUCCAGGCUGGGCCUUCAGUGUUGACCCUCUCACGUGCUGACUCAUGUUUCUCUUUUAGGGAGAGACCACACUUAAACCAAAGCAUCUCCA
Messenger RNA from Peromyscus maniculatus bairdii (prairie deer mouse), 5215 nucleotides. RefSeq names its product integrin subunit alpha 11 (gene Itga11). Gene Ontology annotation, molecular function: integrin binding. Gene Ontology annotation, cellular component: integrin complex; external side of plasma membrane. Lineage: Eukaryota; Metazoa; Chordata; Mammalia; Rodentia; Cricetidae. The record is from RefSeq and is a predicted model, not a curated record. Gene Ontology annotation, biological process: cell adhesion mediated by integrin; cell-cell adhesion; integrin-mediated signaling pathway.